UUCACUUUUGGAGAGAAAUCUAUGAAUUGUAACAGAAACAUCAUGGUUCUUGGAGCUGCAGGUGCUGGAAAGUCCACUGCCAUCAAUGCGAUGAUAAACUACAUUCUAGGCGUUAGAUGGGAAGACUCGUUUCGGUUUAAGUUAGUGGAUGAAGGUCAGUCAGACUCACAGGUUCACAGUCAGACAUCAGAAAUCACAGUGUACAAACUCUACCACCAGGAGGGAUUCAGGGUGAACUACUCCCUCACCAUCAUAGACACUCCAGGCUUUGGGGGAAUCGGCGGCGUAGACAGAGACAAGGAGAUCACAGAGCAGCUGCGAAACCUCUUUGCUAACCAGGAAGGUGUUGGUGAAGUUGAUGCUGUGUGUUUUGUAGUUCAGGCAGGUCUAACUGAACUGACAUCAACACAAAGAUAUGUGUUUGAUUCAGCGCUGUCAAUCUUUGGCAAAGAUGUGGCAGAAAACAUCAGGAUCCUGGUGACGUUUGCAGACGAGCAGCAGCAACCAGUUGUAGAGGCCAUCAAAGUGUCCGGUGUCCCAUGUCCUAAAGGUGCAGACGGGCUGCCAGUUCACUUCAAAUUCAAUAACUCAGUUCUGUUUGCUAACAACAAAUCCUUAGCGGCAAGGAUUUGGUCCAAUGAAGAGAAAACCUUUGAGUAUUGGAACAUGGGGACAAAGAACAUGGCCGGAUUUUUUGCUAGUCUAGCUAGCAUCAAAACCAUAAGAUUGACAAUGACCAAUGAGGUUCUGAAAGAAAGAAAGCACCUGGAAAGUACAGUGGAGGAGCUGCAGAAGCAGGUUAAACUUGGCUUAGCCAAGCUGGAGGAUAUCAGGGAGACAAACGACAAACUCAAAGAGCAUGAAGCAGAAAUCAGAAACAAUGAGAACUUUGUGUUUAAUGUUACUGUAAAAAAGAAUGAGCAAGUUGAUAUUUCUCACACUGGGAAGUUUAUCACCAACUGCAUGCAGUGUCAUGUUACCUGUCACUUCCCUUGUAACAUAGAAAAAGAUGCGGAUAAAAAAGGAUGUGAUGCAAUGGACAACGAUGGAUACUGUAAAAGGUGUCCAGGGAAAUGUUUCUGGAAUGUGCAUUUUAACCAGAGCUUCAGAUGGGAAUAUCAGGAUAUUUCUGAGAAGAGAACAGUGAAAGAGCUGAAAGAAAAAUACGAGAAAGCCUUUAGACAGAAGGUAACCUUAGAGGAGCUGAUGAAAAAUCUGAUGUCAGAGUAUCGAUCUAUGCAGGAUGAUGUGGUGAAACUGAUUGCAGAAGCUGCAAAGUGUCUGAACAGACUGAAAGAGAUAGUCCUGAACCCAAACCCCCUUACUACUCCAGAAUACAUCAACAUGCUUAUUAAAGGAGAGGAACAGGAGGCCAAGCCAGGCUGGGAGGAGAGAGUUCAGUCUCUGAUGAAACUGAAGGAAAAGGCAGAGAUCAUAGCUAAAGUAGAGAAGGGAGAGGAAAUCCUGGUGAAUCAGUAA
Xiphophorus maculatus (southern platyfish) is the source of this 1479-nucleotide messenger RNA. RefSeq lists its product as uncharacterized. The transcript has a single exon. Bases 22 to 1479 code for a protein of 485 amino acids. Gene Ontology annotation, molecular function: GTP binding. The record is from RefSeq and is a predicted model, not a curated record. NCBI's taxonomy places the organism in Eukaryota, Metazoa, Chordata, Actinopteri, Cyprinodontiformes, Poeciliidae.